AUGGCAGAACAUGUCUUGGGCGCAAAUUCGCCAGUGAGAAUCAUAGAUGGUUCGUUCAUCUUCAGGCAAUGGUUUGAUGAUGAGGUGGCCAAGCUGGUGAACGGGAAUGUCCACUGCCACAACUUGAAAUCAGCCAAACACCGCUUCGAGUCCCACACCGCUCCGCUUUGCCGACUCUUGAGCAACCUCCCUGCUGUGCUAGCCACCGUGCAACGGAUCAUCCAGGCCAGGAAGGAUCAAACAGGCUCAGCGCUGCAAACUUGGCUGCAGAAUCUAACAGCCCAAGAAUUGCUGCAGCUUGGUAUGGUGGCUGACGUCAUGGAUGAAAGCCUGCUGCUCAUCAGGCAGGUUGACAACGAGGAAUGCGACAGCGCUGAAGUUGGAAACUACGUGCAGAGUUUUGCUGAUCGGAUUCAGAUGCUGAUUGUGCAGAAGGCUAUACUGACGACAACGGGAUACACGAAGCUUGUGAUGGACUUGCUCGCGGAGGGGAAGCUGAAGUUUUUCGCUUGUGGUGUUGCCUGCCGCUUGGGGCCCUGUCAGGAUGAGUCAAUCGACCAAUGCUUCAAGAACAUGGAGGUGUUUUCUUUGAAAAGAGUGUCCAAAACAGACACCUUCUUCCAGAGCUCGGCCGACAGCAGUGUAGAGCGUUUGGCUAAGUUCUUUGGGGUGAGCUCGGGCGGCUUCCAGGAGCAGCUACACCGCCUUCGCCCCCUGGCAGAAAAGCGAUGCAGAGACACCAAUGGUGGAACCCGAGAGGCUUGGACAGCGACCAUGAAAGCUACUCAGCGGCGAAAUUCUAUGCAGGAGUCCUACCCAACAGCUGACAUUGCUCCAGUGAUGCGUCGCUAUCUUGCAUGGCAGGCGAGCACAAGUGGCGUGGAGCAGAACUUCGCUAGAGGUGAGCGCAAGAAUGCAUUUGGACAGACGCCUGCAAGUGAUGUGUUUGAAGAGCGGGCAAUGAAACUGAUGCUUUGUGACUUCACUCCUGCAGAGCUCGAAGUGAUUCUACGAGACUCGCAGCAGUUGUACAUGAAAUGUAUGCCAGGCGCAUGUCGCAAACGAAAGAGCGAACGCAUCGACAAAGACAUCAAGCGCCCCAAGACGAAUGAGGACCCAUCAAGCUCAGAGGCAGCGUUCAAAAGAGCAAGGAGGGACAGUGUGGCCAAUGCAGUGGAGAAAGAUUGGGAUCAAAGCCUUUCCUUCAAUUUGGAUGAAGAUCCCAGCCAUGAACUUUGGGCUGAGGCCCACGAGAAGGAGUUCGAAUUCCAGAAAAAGAAACAAAGAGAGCACAUGGUCACAGCCUACCAAGAGGGUUUACUCCAGGAGGCUGAGGUGGAUCAGGAAGCGGUUGAAACAACGCUUGCCAAAGAAAAGGAGCGAGACAAAUUGCUGGUGCGUGAGGGCAAGGUGCAACGAUCUUUUGCUGACAAGAUGCAUGGCCCCUUGGAGUGGGAGCAUCUGAGCGGCAAGACUGCUUGGGUAGCUUCAGACAUUCAAGAAGACAAGUUGGACGUAGCACUGCAAAAGUUCAACAUCACAAAAACCAAGGAACGAACAGAUGCAGAUGCAUUGAUCGUCAAGGAUGCCGCCAACAUGCCUGAAAGGGCCAGGCUUUUUGCGGCUGGACUUGGUUUGAUUGUCAUGGACGCCUGCCUGUUCAAUGGCCAGCAAGGAUUCAAGGUGAAAUUCAAAAGAGCAUGUGGGACCUCUCGAACAUUUUUCUUCACAGCCGAGUUCAAGAACCAACACCCUGAGUUUGAGAAGAAUGUCAGGUCUUUGCUGAACAAGCCUGUGAAGUUCAGCCACUGGAAGCUCGCGAAGACUAGACAAGAAGCUAGUUUUGUCUUGGCGACCAAAGCUGAGUGUCAACAUGAUCCGAGUCUUUUGUGCAAGGUUUCUUCCUAG
Messenger RNA from Cladocopium goreaui, 1908 nucleotides. The record is from the annotation of a GenBank genome assembly. NCBI's taxonomy places the organism in Eukaryota, Dinophyceae, Suessiales, Symbiodiniaceae.